Molecule: messenger RNA, 832 nt
Organism: Eurypyga helias (sunbittern)
Lineage: Eukaryota; Metazoa; Chordata; Aves; Eurypygiformes; Eurypygidae
Gene: UBE2R2
Product: ubiquitin-conjugating enzyme E2R 2
Exons: 3
Biological process (GO): protein polyubiquitination; ubiquitin-dependent protein catabolic process
Molecular function (GO): ubiquitin conjugating enzyme activity
Source: RefSeq, a predicted model, not a curated record
CUUUUGUUUCUGUCUUGCAGAAUGGAGAUGUAUGUAUUUCAAUCCUUCACCCACCUGUAGAUGACCCACAAAGUGGAGAGCUGCCAUCUGAGAGGUGGAACCCUACCCAAAAUGUCAGGACUAUCUUACUGAGUGUAAUCUCUUUGCUUAACGAGCCCAACACAUUCUCUCCUGCCAAUGUGGACGCAUCAGUCAUGUUCAGGAAAUGGAGGGACAGUAAAGGAAAAGACAAGGAGUAUGCUGAAAUCAUAAGGAAACAGGUUUUGGCUACUAAAGCCGAGGCAGAGAAGGAUGGCGUGAAGGUCCCCACUACGCUGGCAGAGUACUGCAUCAAAACUAAAGUGCCUUCCAAUGACAACAGUUCAGAUUUGCUUUAUGACGACUUGUAUGAUGACGACAUUGACGAUGAAGACGAGGAGGAGGAGGAUGCCGACUGUUACGACGAUGAUGAUUCUGGCAAUGAGGAGUCGUGACCUGCUCCCUCUAUGCCCCUGUACUGCCCUGCCGACUCAGGCCAGAAGGGAGCAGCGGUAACCUAGCAGCAGUCCAGCAAAAAAGUGUUGGGGGGGGGAUCAGAAAAACCACAAACUUUUGUCUCCUGCUGUCUCCUGUUGUAUGGAUCUGUUUGCUCCUUUUUUAUGGACCUCUUAGAGACCCUCCACAGAAUGUCUGAAUUCUUGCAUUCUUAACCCUUUCAUCACUGUAUUAUGAUUUCUUUUUAAAAAAGAAACUCCCCUUUCCACUUCUCUACGAAACGUUCACAACGAAACAGGUUUGCUCGCGUUUAGAUUCUUGAAUUAAAUACAGUCUUGCAUUGAGAUGUUUUAAUGUA